This is a messenger RNA of Micromonas commoda, 1188 nucleotides long. RefSeq lists its product with no specific name. Lineage: Eukaryota; Viridiplantae; Chlorophyta; Mamiellophyceae; Mamiellales; Mamiellaceae. The record is from RefSeq and is a predicted model, not a curated record. The transcript has a single exon. Gene Ontology annotation, cellular component: plastoglobule; plasma membrane. The annotation marks the transcript as partial.
CUCGGCAUCUCGCCUCCGAAGCUCCUCCGCCAAACCUUCGAGUCCCUCGGGGCGACGUACGUGAAGAUCGGGCAGUUCGUGGCGUCCGCGCCCUCGGUGUUCCCACCGGAGUACGUCGCGGAGUUCCAGAAGUGUCUGGACGCCACCGAUCCCACCGACUUCGCCGUCAUCAAGCGAACCGUGGAGAAGGACCUCGGCGUUCGUUCCAUCGACGACGUCUUUGCCUCGUUUGACGCCGAGCCCAUCGCGUCCGCGUCCGUCGCGCAGGUGCACAGGGCCGUGCUCAGGGCGGGAAACAAGGAGGUGGUCGUCAAGGUGCUGAAACCGGACGUGGAGGACACGCUGAAAGCGGAUCUGAGCUUCGUGCUGGUGGUGUCCAAGGUGUUGCAGUUUCUCAACCCCGAGCUGUCAAGGACCUCGCUGGUGGACAUCGUGGGCGACAUCCGCGCGUCCAUGCUGGAGGAGGUGGACUUCAAGAAGGAGGCUCGAAACAUCGACGCGUUCCGCCGGUACCUCGACGACGCGGACUUAAACUCCAUAGCCAAGGCGCCCUACGUCUACGCCCAGUUCAGCGGCGAGAGGGUCAUGACGAUGGAGUACUUCAAGGGCGUGGCGCUCACGGAUUUAGACGCCAUCAAGGGCGUGAGCCGAGGAGACCCGGAGGCGACGCUGGUGAACGCGCUCAACGUCUGGUUCGGAUCGGUGCUGGCGUGCGAGAGCUUCCACGCGGACGUGCACGCGGGUAACCUCAUCGUGUGCGAGGACGGGAAGGUGGGUUUCAUCGACUUUGGCAUCGUGGGGCGGAUCCCCGCGGAGAUCUUUGGAGCCAUCCAGGCGUUUUUCCAAGCCACGGCGGCGAGGGACUACGAUCGCAUGGCGUUAGCGCUGGAAACCAUGGGCGCGACGGAGGGUACCGUGGACAAGGCAAAGUUUGCGGCCGACUUGCGGGCCAUAUACGAGGCCCUGGACGCCAUCGAGCCCACGGUGGUGGUUCAGGGGGAGGCGGCGGCGGUGAGCGUGGACCAGGCGCAGGUGACUCGGCUGGCGACGGAUCUGGUGACGUGCGCCGAGGAGAACAGGGUGAAGCUGCCGAGGGCGUUCGGGAUCCUGUUCAAGCAGCUCAUCUACUUCGAUCGGUACGUGCAGCUGCUGGCGCCGGACAUGGACGUCAUCGACGACGACAGGGUC